ACACACCCUUCAUGGCACGAGAAGUAAUAAUAACAAUAAUAUAAGGAUUAUUCUUAUUAAUUAUUGUCUUUGAAGUGAAUAAUAAUUAAAGUGUUUAAUUUAGAUGAUGAGAGCGGAUGUGGAGUAUGUGAAGGAAAUAGAGAAGACGAGAAGAGAUCUUCGGGCUCUCCUCUACGCCAACCGAUGCGCUCCUCUAAUGCUUCGUUUGGCGUGGCAUGAUGCAGGGACCUAUGAUGCAAUUUCAAAGACUGGAGGCCCUAAUGGCUCAAUUAGAAACCAGAUUGAGCUGAACCAUAUUGCUAACAAUGGGCUUAAAACUGCAAUCGAUUUUUGCGAGACAAUAAAAAACAAGCAUCCAAAAAUUACAUACGCUGAUCUAUAUCAGCUUGCCGGAGUUGUUGCCGUUGAGAUCACCGGAGGUCCCACCGUCGAUUUUGUUCCCGGUAGAAAGGACUCACUGGAGUCACCAGAAGAAGGGCGACUUCCUGAUGCCAAACAAGGUCCAUCUCACCUAAGAGAAGUCUUCUAUAGAAUGGGCUUAUCGGACAAGGACAUUGUGGCAUUGUCCGGAGGACAUACAUUGGGAAAAGCUCGUGUUGAGAGGUCAGGCUUUGAUGGCCCAUGGACAAAUGAUCCUUCCAAAUUUGAUAAUUCUUACUUUGUGGAGCUUCUCAAGGGUGACUCGAAAGGCUUAUUAAAACUGCCCACAGAUAAAGCUUUGGUGGAAGAUUCAAAAUUCUACAAAUAUGUGGAUCUCUAUGCAAAGGAUGAAGAUGCAUUUUUUAGGGAUUACGCGGAGUCACACAAAAAGCUAUCCGAACUCGGCUUCACCCAGCCAUCGUCACAACAAUCGUCUAAGUUAUCUGCGAAGAAGAAAAAAGUAAUUGUUGGGAGAGUUGUUUUUACUACCAUAGUUGCAGUUGUCGCCAUAAGUUACUUGUACAACCUUAUCAAUGGAAGAAUUUAAUCCCUGAAAUGCAUGAAUAGAAUACAAAAUAUAUUGUAGUAUGUUGCUCCAAGUAUGCACUUGAUGUUAAUAAUUUAUCACAUUGCUACACUUUGAUCGCAUGUUGUGGUAAAAAUAUACUCCCUCUGUCUCAAAUUAAUUUGACUGUUUACU
This is a messenger RNA of Cuscuta campestris, 1120 nucleotides long. The record is from the annotation of a GenBank genome assembly. NCBI's taxonomy places the organism in Eukaryota, Viridiplantae, Streptophyta, Magnoliopsida, Solanales, Convolvulaceae.